GGCCGGAGCCCUAGCCCCAGCCCCAGCCCCAGCCGUGACGUCCGGCCCGUCCUUCCCGCCCCGCGCUGCUGCCCUCCCUCUCCCCCCCCCCGGUGACCCUGCGGCCCUCCCCGCUUCUCCGCGGCCCCCGGGCCUGGGCGGCCCCUCCGAGCUCGCCUUGUGCCACCGGCCCCGGGGCAUCUCCUCGCUCGUCCUCAGGCCGUAACCGUCGCCCCUGUUCGCCCGCGGCCCCGGGAGGGACAGGCAAUGCAGCGGCAGCGGCAGUUAUAUGAGUUCAACCACACUGAAAUGGUCCAGGAGCUUCUGACACCUCUCCACUCUUUGAGUCUUAAGGGAAGUUUGAUAUGAGGCUCAGCUGAUCUUAGUCUGUAACAUGAACAAUCUAAACAUCAACAACAUAUAAAGCAUGUGGUGCCGUAGGUUGAUGCAUGUAUUCCCCAGCACCCAGUGCCUGCUGAAUAGAAAUUAUAGACACCAGUCAUCGUGGCAUCAGUGUUUCAGAAACGUCUUCCCGACUACUACAGCCCGUUGGCACCACACAGUCCCAGAGUCUCUGAAUUGUAUCUGGCAGUUGCAUAACGAUCAUUUGGAGCUCAGGUAUGCAGGUACCCUGAUGCGCUUUGACUAUGUGUGGCUGCGUGAUCACUGCCGCUCAGCAUCCUGCUACAAUGCCAAGACUAAUCAGCGCAGCCUAGAUACAGCCAGUGUGGAUCUGUGCAUCAAACCAAAGACAGUCCGAGUAGAUGAGACUACACUCUUUCUAACAUGGCCAGAUGGUCAUGUGACUCGGUACGGGUUAGAGUGGCUGGUGAAGAACAGCUACGAGGGGCAGAAGGAGCAAGUCAUGCAUCCUCGAAUUCUCUGGAAUGCAGAGAUCUACCAGAAAGCUCAGGUACCAUCCACUGACUGCAAGAGCUUCCUGGAAACAAAUGAGGGCCUGAAGGAGUUCCUGCAGAACUUCCUGCUGUAUGGAAUUGCUUUUGUAGAAAAUGUUCCCCCAACCAAAGACGACACAGAAAUCUUAGCUGAGAGGGUCAGCUUGAUCAGAGAGACCAUCUAUGGUCGAAUGUGGUAUUUCACCUCUGACUUCUCCCGGGGAGACACCGCAUACACAAAACUGGCUCUGGAUCGUCACACUGACACCACCUACUUCCAGGAACCCUGUGGCAUCCAGGUGUUCCACUGCCUCAAGCAUGAAGGGACAGGUGGCCGGACGCUGCUUGUGGAUGGGUUCUACGCAGCAGAGAAGGUGCUCCAAAAAGCUCCUGAAUCUUUUGAGCUGCUCAGCAAGGUGCCAUUGAAGCAUGAGUAUGUGGAAAAUGUAGGAGGCUGUCACAAUCACAUGAUUGGUGUUGGGCCUGUUUUGAACAUCUAUCCUUGGAACAACGAGCUCUAUUUGAUCAGGUACAAUAACUAUGACCGGGCAGUCAUCAACACAGUGCCUUACGAUGUAGUGCAUCGCUGGUAUGCUGCACACCGAACACUCACCACAGAAUUAAGGAGACCAGAAAAUGAACUCUGGGUCAAACUGAAGCCAGGCAAGGCACUGUUUGUGGAUAACUGGCGAGUACUUCAUGGGCGGGAAUCAUUCACAGGAUACCGCCAGCUCUGUGGGUGCUACUUGUCGAGAGACGAUGUGCUGAAUACUGCACGGUUCCUGGGGAUGAAAGCUUAGCAUGGACUGUCUGCAGCUGAGAGGCAGGCAACGUUCGACAAGCUGCAGUGCCCCAGGAUUGUAUAUCACCAGGAUGAAAAUGGUCUGGAUACCUCAACCCUUCCAUCCGUUCUAGACAGUCCCUGGUGCCUGGGGGAGCACUCCGAGGUCGGAGGGCACCAAAGCAUUGCCUAAUUGCAUCCUCCCAUUGAAAAAUCACACUGCUUUCCCCCCCUCCCCUGCCCUGUGCACCACCCGAGGACCUUUUAGCACAGUCUGGUUCAGAGUCACAAGGAAGACGCUGAGGCAGAGCUAAUCAGGAUACCGUCAGAAAUUCUCCCACUCAAGUGCCUUUUGGAUUAUAAAUGAGGAUAUGAAAGCCUUAUAUUUCCUCUGUUCAUCAAUGGUUGCUUUUUUCAGCCACUAGCUUAGGUUUUUAUUGUACAUGGCAGAGUUGCUUUUUUUUGCUGUCUUUUUCUCUGAGCUACAUGAGAGUCUCCUCUACAGAGAGGAUUUCAGUGAUCCUACUUGAAACAGUGUAGAAAUCAAGCCACUCCAGCUUGGGCUUGGUGAUACACUUCAGUAACUUCUCUUCUACUUACAGACACCCCACACCAUGUAAACAUAGAAAUAAUAGGGCUGUAGAGACAGCAUCUUAUUUCUCCACUAUUUGAGAGUAAGGCAUGCUGACUGAAGGCCCAGCUGAAUCAGCCAGUGCAGCUGGGACAUCUCCAAACAAGUUUUAGUUGGAAAAGUAAGGAGGAGAGGGAAAAGUGAUCUAUGGGGGGAGGGAAGCAAAGCACGGUCCCCCUUGGGUGUAUAAAGUGAGAGCAGUAUUUCCCAUGUCACUUCAUGGAGUGGUAAAAGGUUUGUGCCCAGCAUUCCUGCAUCCUACUCCACCAGCUGCUUGGAGCUUCCCUGUAUCUACAGUACAGGUACAGCUGCUGUAGGGUUUUCCUGAAGACUCCACUUGUGUCCGUCUGUCCCACCAUUUUGAAGCCUACAAGCUUUACAUAGGAGAACUCUCCAUUUGCUCCUGGAGAAGGCUUGGAUAUGUAACCCAUGUUUUUAUACCUGUAGGUACUUAAUGAGAGAUGCUUUUCAAGCCCCCAAAAGAAGUGAACAAACAGGGGUGACUGGUUUGUUUAUCUUUACAGUUGCCUCUUAAAAUAUUUAUUAACAAGCUGUUUCUUCUUAAGAACACCUGACUGAGAACCAAGAAGAUUUUUUAAAUUCUCAUUCCCUUUUCAUUCUUUAGACAGUGUGACUGUUUUUCUGCUUCACUCUGCUUGGACAUGGAAGCUAAGUUUGGUUGCUCCCAUGUCCUGGUUCUCAUGCUCUAGGAAGAUGCUGUUGUGUUUGGGUUGCAAAAGCAGCCCAAGGAUGCUUAUGUACCAAACCAACCACCUUUUGUGUGGGCCAAACUACAUGACGGUGGAAUUGCUCCCAUAGGCACUGAGAUGCUCCUUCAGUCAUUGGGCUUGGCCCUGAAGGGCUUCAAGUAACUGCAGAGCAUUGCAUGAAGCCAUCAACUGGGUACAAGUGUGUUUCAGUGACCCUGAAUUCAGGUAUUACAAACUUGUGCCAGGAGGUUCCUUUUCAGUCAUGUGCAUCUCCCAAAACCCUGUCAGCCUCUGUUACAGGAGGCUGCUGCUUCUGUCUUGCAGCAUGGAAAACAAGUCAAGCACUGUACAAAGAAUACCGCUCCUAUCCAUUACUUUAUUUAAAGAGAACUUGAUUACAGAUAACUCUUAUUAUUUGACUGCCAGCUAGCAGAGCUCUUAAUUCUAAAGCUUAUUAAAAGCGUUUCGUUUGAAAAGUUAGAUUUAAAUAGCAAACUAAAAAUGUCAUAUUCUGUGUCUCCCAAAGGUCAGUCAGCAACACCAGCAAGGUCAGCUUUGCCUUCUGGCUUUCAGUGUUUAGUACAAUGACAUCUCAGUCUUAGACUGCUGCGUGGGGGUGUCCAAGAAAAGCCCAUAGUAUUUUAAUUGAAAUUGGUGGAAAAACCCAAUUAUAUUCAACAUCUUAAAAUAUUUACAGAGUGGAAAGGGACCUUUGCCUUGUAAAAAUUGAACCUGAAACUUAAAUAAAAGACUCAUGGGAAGGAAGUGAAGGUGAUUCCAGAAUCCCUUUGCUCUGUAUGGAGUAUUCUGUAGGCAUGUUUAAUUGGGAGUUUACAUAUGUGACACCCUAAUCUAAGUAUCCUAAUCUCAGAAGGCAGCACUGUGGGCUAUGCAGCCAGUGAAGCUCUGCCCACUAACAAAGGAAAAUGCAGAGGUGGAAACCUCACAUGACCUACUACUUGCCAGAGUUUUGGUGCUUUACAUAACUGAAGCUUCCAUAGCGAGGCCUUGUAUAUUGACAAAAGACUAGUGCAGGGUGUGCCUUUAUAAUAGGGAAUGGCAUGCUGCAGGACUAGUGGAAUUCAUACCUAACUGCCAGUGAAAAAGAAUGGGUUAUGGGUCUGCUAAGGAGUGAUCUAGUAGAAACUGAACCCUCCUUCCAGAGUAGCUGGAAGUUGCUAUCCAUUAAUUCCCUGUAAAAAUAACAUGGUGCUGUUUUGCUUUGUCUGGUUGCAGGACGUGGGGAAAGCUGUCUAGGCUAAACCAGGAAUGUAUUAAUGUCUGAAACAUUAUUUUUCUUGUAUGUAUUUUUCAACUUUUCAGAAUCCAUCAUCAGCAGUAAAUGUGGAAGGAGAGAAAACUUUUGCUUUAAGCUUUGUUCUCCACCUUUUCCCAGAUACCGGAGGAUUGAUUUUUCUCCUAAACAGCUUGCUGAUGUCAGACCUUCUUUGGAGAAACAGGAUUGCUUAGAGUCGCACACUAACCUUCUAUACAAAUCUAUGCAUUUGUCUUAGUGCCAUGUAUGGAAGAGCUUACAUCUACUACAGUGUUCUUUGAUCAAUCUUUGUAAUCAAGCUUUUGAGAUUUUUUUUUCUUUGGCUAAUAAAAGAUUAACUGCUUCCUUUCCCCAUCCCACUGUGAAGUGAAAUUCAAGUUUUAUAUAAAAAUUGUAUCCCUCAUUUGUCAUUCCAGUGUCAGUACUCUGUACAGGGAGCCCAUCCUGUGUCCAUGCUGCUUCAGUGUUCUUCUCCAGUAGUGCUUCAACUCAGAAAACGAAUUUCUUAAAGGGUCUUUGGGAUCAUGUUUAAUUUCCCCUCUGCCUCAGGCACAGGAAAAGAUGCCAGAUUGUGAUAGUUUUGCAUUGUUCCUAUUGAAGCCAGUGUAAAGUGCUACACAAGUCUCACGCUGACUAGCAGAAGGCAAGAAAUACAGCUGGCCACUGUGCCAUUUUGUCUCUUGCCUUACAUGCUACACUGGCUCUGCGCUGCUCAGAGACUGCCCUCAAAAACAAGCUCCACUCACCUGCUCUGCACACUCCGAGAACCAUUGGUGAUGCAUAGGGACACGUGCACGUGCACCCCUGAGAUCGGCUGUGCACUCCCUGGAAGCUCCAGCCGCAAAACAGGAAGUGCACUUCUGGUUUCGUUGCUGGCUUGGUGAUUGGUGGCUGGGGGACCCUCCCCCUCCCCUCAUCGGCAAUCUGGUGCCCUCCCCCCGACUCAGGAGGCACCAGUCGCCCAUGCUGAGAGCAAAACUGAGGCAAUGAGGGUGCUUCAGGGGCAGCCCUCUACAGGGCUGAUAGUUCAAUGAUCAUCUCAGAUGCAGCACUUGCUAGCACAUCAAACACAAAUGCAUUCAUUCAUGCCCAGAUGCACAAAAAAGCGCAGGAACCUUAAAGCAUGUACACAACUCAAAUGAGGGCGCCUUACAGAUGUUGAAAGAAACAUCUAAAAGAUCUGAAUUGUGCCUGGCCUGCAGAUUUAAGCCUUGGCCAUUUUGUAGUCAUCUUUCUCUUCCUCUGCCGUUCUGGGGUGAGAUUCUGGCACUCCCUCCCUCUGCAUAUUGCUACAUUGAAAGCUAUGCCAUCUACUCUAGCUCUUUCCAGUCACACCCUCUGAAAUUAAUCUCGUCUCUCUCUCUAGAACUCUAUUGCACGGUCAAUUUUGUAAGUCAAGGUCUGUCAAGCAACUUUGACAAAUUUCUACCCCUAAUCUAUUUUAUUGUUUGAGGGCAAUGUGAUUGCCUUUCUUUCAUUUUGCAUUCACAUAAUUGUAAAAGGUUUCAAAGGUAAAAGGUGAUUAUAGGUAACUCGGGUCCCUCCUUCAAAAACAUUCCUCACCUUUGGACAGUGCCCUGUGUUGCAAUCAGGUGGAUGUGCUGGAACAGCUUGAAUGUUUCCAAUUACUGGUACAAUAAAUGUUUUGAAGACUUUUUUUA
Alligator mississippiensis (American alligator) is the source of this 5934-nucleotide messenger RNA. RefSeq names its product trimethyllysine hydroxylase, epsilon (gene TMLHE). The transcript is spliced from 9 exons. Gene Ontology annotation, biological process: carnitine biosynthetic process. The record is from RefSeq and is a predicted model, not a curated record. Gene Ontology annotation, cellular component: mitochondrion. Gene Ontology annotation, molecular function: iron ion binding; trimethyllysine dioxygenase activity. Bases 407 to 1675 code for a protein of 422 amino acids. Lineage: Eukaryota; Metazoa; Chordata; Crocodylia; Alligatoridae.